CAUGUUGUCUGUUAACCAGUGUAAUCACAGAGGAUCAGGGCAUGCUGCAACACCUUAAAAACAUCAUCACAGGCAACACGGUGUCUCCUUGGGCCAAGAAACAGGACAGGGUCAUCCUUCUUUUUGAAGAUGAUGAACAAGUGGACAAAGUCAUGCACUUCUUGUCUGAAGUACUCGAACGUACUGAGACAGACAAGAAGUCUGCAGAUCCAGUGGCAUUCGUAAUGGAUGUACUUUUGCCAGAGGCAACAGUAUACGCCCUCGGAGCUGUUCACUCCAGCUCCCUGGACAAAGCCAAGGAGAUGUACAUGCGUGGCACAGAGUUUGACUCAAGCGAGAUAACCCAGCUUGGGGAACAGCUUCAGAGCCACAUUUCCUCAAAAGCGAGGCAGAACCUGGAUAUCUUCCUGAGCAAUUACAAGAAAGCCUUGGAGUGUGAGGAAUUCCUCAGGCGCCUGUAAUCCCUGGGUAGUGAAUGUGUCUGCUGGAUAGUCUGUUGUGUAUAAAAUAAAGAAAAUAUAUCAUUCA
Messenger RNA from Solea solea (common sole), 528 nucleotides. Its product is annotated as PWWP domain-containing DNA repair factor 3A-like. The coding region runs from base 42 to 461 and encodes 139 amino acids. The record is from RefSeq and is a predicted model, not a curated record. NCBI's taxonomy places the organism in Eukaryota, Metazoa, Chordata, Actinopteri, Pleuronectiformes, Soleidae. The transcript is spliced from 4 exons.